Molecule: messenger RNA, 630 nt
Organism: Phytomonas sp. Hart1
Lineage: Eukaryota; Euglenozoa; Kinetoplastea; Trypanosomatida; Trypanosomatidae
Source: the annotation of a GenBank genome assembly
AUGGAGGAGGCGAAUCUCAGUUUUAAGGUUGUCAUCAUCGGGGAUAGCGGGGUGGGCAAGUCCAACCUCAUGACGCGAUACACCACGAACGAGUUCAGCCAAGACACCCCGGCAACCAUCGGGGUGGAGUUCAUGACGAAGAGUAUUAAGGUCGAGGGGCGCGAUACGAAGGUCCAGAUUUGGGAUACGGCCGGGCAGGAGCGCUUUCGCGCCAUCUCUCGCUCGAUCUACCACGGUGCAAGGGGGGUGAUGCUGGUUUACGACAUUACGAACCCGUCCUCGUUCGAUUCGAUCCCGACCUGGCUGCGGGAACUGCGGGUCUUUGUCCCGACGACCUGCUGUAUUUUUCUCAUCGGCAACAAGUGCGAUUUGGAGCACCUUCGGGCGGUGAAAAAGGAGGACGCGGAUCGCUUCGCGCGGAAGAACGGUCUGAGCUUUCUUGAGACUUCCGCACUAGAGAAGACAAACGUGGAUAAGGCGUUUGAAUGGUUGUCGAAGUCGGUGUACGAUGUGAUGGUAGCUCCCGCCGUGCAGGAGCAGGCACCGCGGCCGAAUAUUAAUCUAAGCUCGCGAACAACGAAUCUGAGUAAAAAUCAGCCCGCGGAGAAACCUGGCAGAGGAUGUUGCUAG